GGCUGGGAAGAGAAACGGGAGGAGGGACAGGAGAGUGGAUUCGAGUCGGCCAUGUCGGUGCACCGUGAGUUGUCGAAGGUGUUUGCGGCGACGACCAGGAAGUGUGCGGUGCCGCUGACGUACACGCGUGAGGAGCUGACGCCCUUCCAGGCGUUCUGCCGCCGCACCAUCUGGCCCGCCUUCAUGAAGUUCUACAAGGCGCCCAUCGAGCGCUGGGACAACGCAUUCCUCACACGAUAUAUGAGAGAAAGGGGUGAGUGAGUGACUCAGGGGAGGGGAGGGCAGGGGAGGGUAGGGGAGGGAGGGGCAGCACAGCACUGGUGUGAUCUCUGCCCGUUUGUGUGUGGCGUGCCGGCGCCCGCCCUGUUUGAAUCAUUGGCUCGCUCGUUCAGGCAUGAUGUACGAUGACCACAUGCGGCCUCAGGAGCCGAUCGUGGAGCGUGCCCUGGAGCUGCUGCCACCCGAUCUGAUGCAGGCGCGCUACCGGCGUCUGAUGCGCGUGGCGUUUGUCGAGUGGACCAAGACGCAUCUGCCCUACGAGAUGCAGAACUACGACCCCUACAUCCCUUACAUGGCGCCCUACAUCGAGGAGGCCAAGUUCCAGGUAAGUAUGCUGUGUGUGUGACACUCCAUGUGGAUGGCAGGGAGAGAGUGAGUGAGCUGAGUACGAUUGGCUGCUUGCUUGGUCGGUUGGCUGGCCAGAUCCAAGAGGAGGAGGAGCUCCUGGGCUUCCACCCCUGGGACAGAAAGCUCUGGAAGGGUAUGUAUGUGUCUACGCACCCCAUCCACACGAACACACUGUGUGUGUGUUCAGGUGGUGUGACGGGUCUGGGUGACUUCACCGAUGGCGGGCAAAUAUCGAACAUCGGCGCCAACCGCAUCCUCAUGCACGGCCACCCUGAGUACCACGAUAUGGGCGAGCGCCGAUGAGCUAGUUGAUCGAUCAGAUCAAGGACAGAAAGAAAUGCCUCACCGCCUCUCCCCUUGACUCACUGCACCGCGCUGCCACGCCACACACAUGCCGUUUUCUGUGGCUUGAUUGCAUUGCGUGGAUGUGUGUGCAAGGGGAGGGGGAGGGGCGGCUUUGAGGCGAGCAGUGCAG
Molecule: messenger RNA, 1102 nt
Organism: Vitrella brassicaformis
Lineage: Eukaryota; Vitrellaceae
Source: the annotation of a GenBank genome assembly